CGUACGAUUUUAUGUAACAUAGGUACAAUCUUCGUUGAUAUAUUUCUUCAUUGAUAUUUUUCAUUAUUAAUACAAGUAUAUAUAGAGAUAAUAUUUUCAAUUUUUCGCGCACUAAACGAAAUAAAAUCUAACACCGAACGUUACCGCAAACCACGUCGAUUAUUUUCAGGUUUAUUAGAUUAGACGAUUCAAUAUGAAAUAUGUUCUAAAAAAAAUUGUAUAUGAACGAAUGAUAUUAAGAUGAUCAAGCAAAUUGAAAUUCGACGGUUCUCAAAUUCUAUCUGAUGGUUUACGAUUUGAAACGUUAAGGUGCUUCCACACGAUUCGAUCAUAGACAUAUUGGAACAAUAAAACUUAUUCGCUAAAGAUUAUUACACGUGUGUUAACGACAAGAAAUCUUUUUUUAAUUGCGAAUGAAAUUUUUUUUUAAUGACAAAUCUUUAAGUAAAUUUUUGAGAAUCCUUAUUAAAUGAAAUUCUUUCUCGUGGCAGAUAUCACCGAUUAGCCUUGACCAGAUCACGCGCAUUCUGUUUGUACCAGUAGUCAGCACUUAUUUUGACACGUGGACGCGUUCGUUCCCACGUGUAUCGCGUUACUUGAACUCGAAUUAUCUUUACGAGUAUUCUUUCAUAUUGAAUUUUUUCUUUCUUCCUUAAUUUUUAAAGUGUAUAAAAAAAAAAAAAAAAAAAAAAAAAACAAGGAAACAAAAUUAAACGAAAUGAAUAAAUUAAAUGUUAUUGACCUAACAUUGACGAUGAUACUCCUAUUUUCUUUACCACGAACGGUGAUCUCUUAUCUGGAAAAUGCCUGGUCAGCUGGAGGAAGUUGAAGGAAAGCAUGCCACUUUUGGUAUGGGAUGUUUUUGGGCUGGUGAUUCUCUCUUUGGAGCAUUACCCGGUGUUAUAAGGACUUGUGUAGGUUAUUCUGGUGGUACUAAGGAGACACCAACAUAUAAAAACAUAGGAGACCAUACAGAAGUCAUUGAUAUUGAAUUUGAUCCAGAUGUUGUAUCAUACGCGCAAUUACUUAGUAUAUUUUGGAAUAACCAUGAAUAUAGUUUAAUUACAAAAAUUAAGCGACAGUAUAUGUCAUUAAUUUUAUAUCACGAUGAAGAACAAAAGAUGAUAGCUGAAAAAUCAAAAGACCAGGAACAAAACGAACGUGGAGAAACAUUUGUCACUGAGAUCAAACCAUUUGAGAAAUUUUAUCCAGCAGAAGAUUAUCAUCAAAAGUAUCGUCUUCAAAAUCAUCCAUGGUUGGUUGAAACUACCGGUCUUACAACAGGUGAGAUAUUACGUACUUCUCCUUUAGCAGCUAAAUUGAAUGGAUAUAUAGCAGGAGUUGGAUCAUUAGAGCAACUUGAAAAAGAUUUACUAAAUUUUGGACUUAGUGACAAAGCUGCACAGUAUAUAAAAAAAUAUCUUAUUAAAAAUCAAGGGACUGGUCUAUAUUGUUAGUUUAUUAUACAAAUGAAAUGAAUUCUACUGAAAAAAUGUAGACUGACGAAAUUAGUUCCUUACUACAAGGAAAUUUGUUGCUUAAUUUAGUUUAAUUUAUAAAACUUUGGUAUAAAUUGAUUCAUAGAUACAAAAUUUUACUUCUGCUGAAAUUAAAUGUGAGGUAUUUAUUAUAAAAUCUAAAUAAUAGUAUUAUAGCAAAUCAUAUUUUUUUCUGUUUUUAUAUCAUGUUGUAAGAUAUAGUUAGUUAAAGUUAAACGCAAUAGUUUUAUGCAUACUACAAACACCUUUUUUCAUAUAUGAUGAUAUUUCAUAUUUUUACCUAUUUUACAUUCACAGUAUUAUCCAUAUUUCUAUUGAGAGUAUAAGAAUAAAAAAGAGUACCAUCAUGGAGAUUUUAUAUAUAUAAUAGUGUACUUGUAUGCUAUAAUUUGUAAAGAUAUUACUUAUGCAGAAGCAAUUUUUAAAUAUCGCGAAUAUAUUAUAAUAUAAGUGUAAUAUCAAUUGAACCAGUUGAGAAAAGUACCUGUACAAUAGAGUAUAGGUAGUACAUUUGCAAAAGUAUCUUUACAGAGAAAAUGAAAAUAUAUUUUAAAGUGGUUAUUACAUUAUAAACAUUUAUAUUUCAUAGAAUUUUUGUCAUAUAAAAACCUAAGUUGUAAUGAUAAUCAAAUUAAAUAUAUAUUAUAUUGUUUUUAA
Messenger RNA from Vespula vulgaris, 2156 nucleotides. RefSeq names its product peptide methionine sulfoxide reductase (gene MsrA). Bases 804 to 1457 code for a protein of 217 amino acids. Gene Ontology annotation, molecular function: peptide-methionine (S)-S-oxide reductase activity. NCBI's taxonomy places the organism in Eukaryota, Metazoa, Arthropoda, Insecta, Hymenoptera, Vespidae. The record is from RefSeq and is a predicted model, not a curated record. The transcript has 5 exons.